Messenger RNA from Neofelis nebulosa (Clouded leopard), 4617 nucleotides. RefSeq names its product sterile alpha motif domain containing 4B (gene SAMD4B). The transcript has 13 exons. Lineage: Eukaryota; Metazoa; Chordata; Mammalia; Carnivora; Felidae. The record is from RefSeq and is a predicted model, not a curated record. Gene Ontology annotation, cellular component: P-body. Gene Ontology annotation, biological process: negative regulation of translation; nuclear-transcribed mRNA poly(A) tail shortening; regulation of mRNA stability. The coding region runs from base 353 to 2440 and encodes 695 amino acids. Gene Ontology annotation, molecular function: protein binding; mRNA binding; translation repressor activity.
GGCGGCGGCGGCGGCGGCGGCGGCGGCGGCGGCGGCGGUCGGUGCGGGAGGAGGGAGGGGAGCUCGCGGGCCGGAGAGGGGGCGACGGCGGCGGCGGGGGCCCGACGAGGCCCGAACGGCGGCAGCGGCGGCUGAGGCCGAGGCGGAGCCUGGAGAGGUGUGGCUGGACCAAGACCUCCCCCGAUGUGAGCAGGUUUCCUCCUCCCCCUACCACCCGUUGCCACCACGCCAGGGAACGUCCUCAAGCCCUGGCCCUCAGGGGAGAGGUGACAGGAGCUCUGAGCCGAGACCAUGUGACGGCGCUGGCCCUCGCCACCGCCGUCCCCCCCACCCUGGCCCCAGGCCCGGCACCAUGAUGUUCCGCGACCAGGUGGGCAUCCUCGCUGGCUGGUUCAAGGGCUGGAAUGAGUGUGAGCAGACGGUGGCCCUGCUGUCACUUCUGAAGCGGGUCACUCGCACCCAGGCCCGGUUCCUGCAGCUCUGCCUGGAGCACUCGCUGGCGGACUGCAAUGACAUCCACCUGCUAGAGUCGGAGGCCAACAGUGCUGCCAUCGUCAGCCAGUGGCAGCAGGAGUCCAAAGAGAAGGUGGUAUCCCUCCUGCUGUCCCACCUGCCCCUGCUUCAGCCAGGCAACACGGAGGCCAAGUCGGAGUACAUGAGACUGCUGCAGAAGGUGCUGGCCUACUCGAUCGAGAGCAAUGCCUUCAUCGAGGAGAGCCGCCAGCUGCUCUCUUACGCCCUCAUCCACCCGGCCACCACACUGGAGGACCGCAAUGCACUGGCCCUCUGGCUGAGCCACCUGGAAGAGCGGCUGGCCAGCGGCUUCCGCACCCGGCCUGAGCCUACCUACCACUCACGCCAAGGCUCAGAUGAAUGGGGGGGCCCUGCAGAGCUGGGCCCUGGGGAGGCAGGGCCAGGCUGGCAGGACAAGCCACCCCGGGAAAAUGGACACGUGCCCUUCCACCCAUCCAGCUCAGUGCCGCCAGCCAUCAACAGUAUUGGGAGCAAUGCAAACACAGGUCUCCCCUGCCAAAUUCACCCCAGCCCGCUGAAGCGCUCCAUGUCUCUCAUCCCCACGAGCCCCCAGGCCCCUGGUGAGUGGCCGAGUCCGGAGGAGCUCGGGGCCCGGGCUGCUUUCACCGCGCCCGACCACGCACCCCUCUCACCCCAGAGCAGCGUGGCCUCCUCUGGCAGUGAGCAGACGGAGGAGCAGGGCUCCAGCCGGAACACCUUCCAGGAGGACGGCAGUGGCAUGAAAGAUGUACCCUCAUGGCUCAAGAGCCUCCGCUUGCACAAGUACGCAGCCCUCUUCUCACAGAUGAGCUACGAGGAGAUGAUGACACUGACUGAGCAGCACCUGGAGUCUCAGAAUGUCACCAAAGGUGCCCGCCACAAGAUAGCCCUCAGCAUCCAGAAGCUGCGUGAGAGGCAGAGCGUCCUCAAGUCCCUGGAGAAGGAUGUGCUGGAAGGAGGGAAUCUGCGAAACGCUCUGCAGGAGCUGCAGCAGAUAAUUAUCACCCCCAUCAAGGCCUACAGCGUCCUCCAAGCCACCGUGGCUGCUGCCGCUGCCACCACUCCUACUGCCAAGGAUGGGAGCCGGGGGGAGCCACCACUGCCAGGUGCUGAGCCUCCCCUGGCUCACCCCGGCACAGACAAGGGCACUGAGGCCAAGGACCCUCCAGCUGCAGAGAGCUACCCCCCUCCACCAGCUCCAGCUCCCACUGAUGGCAGUGAGCCAGCCCCGGCUCCCGUCGCCGACGGAGACAUCCCCAGCCAGUUUACACGGGUGAUGGGCAAAGUGUGCACCCAGCUGCUGGUGUCCCGACCAGACGAGGAGAACAUCACCAGUUACCUCCAGCUCAUUGAAAAGUGCCUGACUCAUGAGGCGUUCACGGAGACGCAGAAGAAACGGCUGCUGUCCUGGAAACAGCAAGUGCUGAAGCUCCUGCGGACCUUCCCGCGCAAAGCCGCACUAGAGAUGCAGAGCUACCGGCAGCAGAAAGGCUGGGCGUUCGGCUCCAACUCGCUUCCCAUAGCUGGCUCUGUGGGGAUGGGGGUAGCCCGGCGGACCCAGCGGCAGUUCCCCAUGCCUCCCCGGGCCCUCCCGCCCGGCAGGAUGGGCCUUCUGAGCCCUUCGGGCAUUGGGGGCAUCUCCCCGCGACAUGCCCUCACUAGCCCCAGUCUUGGGGGCCAGGGCCGACAGAACCUGUGGUUUGCCAACCCCGGAGGCAGCAACAGCAUGCCCAGCCAGAGCCGCAGCUCUGUGCAGCGCACCCACUCCCUUCCGGUCCAUUCGUCGCCCCAGGCCAUUCUCAUGUUCCCUCCAGACUGCCCGGUCCCUGGGCCUGACCUGGAGAUCAAUCCCACUCUGGAGUCUCUAUGUCUGAGCAUGACAGAACACGCCUUGGGUGAUGGGACAGACAAAACCUCCACCAUCUGACGGGACCCACAGCCCAGCGCACCCAUAGGCUCCCUGGGCGGCGGGCGGGGGCCAACCCCCAACGGGCUUCUCCGCGACAGCGAGAGGGUGGGCUGGCUCAGCUAUACAUUCUAGUAUUUUUCUACUCUCUCACCCUUUUAACUUUUGUUUAACAUUGGCACACGCCUUGCUCACUCCCAGGCCCGUCAAGGGGUCUCUGCUGAGGCUCAGGGAGGUAGGGGGCAGCCAGGAUAAAGGGGCAGGGACUGGCCAGCCCGACUGCCCCUCCUUCCCUCCCUCGUUCCCCCACCCGGCCCCGUCCCACCCCUGCCUCCUCCAGACUGCCGGCCCCCUGCCCCUCCCAGGGGAGCAGCUCCCCCCUAUCUUGUGGGGCCUGCUCAGAACCAUCUGACAUUUGUGGAGAGAGCAGUGGGGUACAUAACCUGCUCUCCUGGAUGUUAUUUGGGAGGGGCUGAGGUGAAGGUGGUGGACGAGUGGAGGAGCCUCUUUUCCUCUCCUCUCCACCUUCUUCCCCAUUCUCAUCAUUCGCAAGGACAGGAGCCACCCUCCUUUCCCUCACUUCCUUUUGCCCUGUUUAUCAGAGGUUCUCUACAAUUAAUUUCUUAGGCCUAUUUAAGAUGCAUAUUUAUAUAGUUCUUAACGGUUUUUCUCUCUGAUCAUUCCCUCUCAUUUUUAGAAUCCCCAGGCCUCUGAGCCAAGAAAGUGGCAGGGGGAGCCUGAAUUUUACAAGGGGAGAGGGCAGAGCCCUCUCCUCCAGACCCCCUAGCCCUUCCCCACUUCCCCCCAGCCCGGGCUCCCCAGAUGCAGUGGUUGAAGGCCGGGAGCCAGGGCAGCGAGUGAGGUCAGGAAGUCUGUUGCCUUAACAUCCCCUUCCCGCAACCAACACACCCUUGUCCACUCCCGGGUCUGGUUGCUAAAGACUUGGGGGUAAGGAAUAAGGGAAAGGGGAUUGUUUGGUUUUUGGUUUCUUUCCCCACCCCGCUUUUUCUUUCAUCCUUCCCCUACCCCCCAUUCUGUCAUGACCUCACUUAAGUGGAACACUAUAUCAUAACCCAGAGAUUUGUCCCAGCCGUGGAAUCAUACAAACCCUCUGGUCUCUGUUCCUGCUGAGGGGUUGUGCUGGGGCCCAGGUGGAGGGAGGGGAUUUGGGGGUUCAGGCUGUGGGGAAGCCAGGGUCCCCUAUUCCAACCCCCUCUUCCUACUCAACCCACCCCACCCCCCUCACUGGGACAUUCUCAAGCUUUUCACACCGAAAAGGAAAAAAAAAAUGUUAUUUUUAGAUACAUUUUAUGAAUAACUUUUGUUAUGAAUAUGGCUGGUAACCAUUGUGUAUGUUAUUAAAGAUACAAAAUGUUGGGAAAAAACAAAAAACCAAAAAAAAAAAAAAAUUUUAAAACCACCGCCCUCCCUGCACUCUCACCCCAUUCCCCAGACCUUCUUGCCUCUGCCCUCCUGGUCUGGCCCUCCCUCAGCUCUGAGCCCAGGGAGGGGGAGGAAGCCAGGGGGGAGGGUGGCCCUGGGGAUCUGCUAAGGUCCCCACCUCCUCUCCCAGUGCCGGGCUGGGUGGGGUGUCAGGUUUAUUUAUGUACCUCUUGCACACUCAUCAACCUAUGCAAGUCCCCACCCCGGCCCCGCCAUGUUUCUGUGCCUUUGCUCAUUCCCCUCAAGCUCCCAGGGCUUCUCCAGUCCCCCUCCCAAUAGCCCCGGGAAGUGGGAUGGACAGGGGCCACCUCGUUUGGAAUCAGCAGGGUGUCCCUCUUACAGGACCCUCACCGCCUCCCAGCCAAGUCCUGUCUUCUUUGCUACCCAUCAGGGUGAGCAGGUUCUGCCUGGCACUGGGAGGUGGUGAGGGACACCCCCCCCCCACACCCAGCGGGAGGCAAGAGCUGCCCCCCCCCCCCACCUGACAGCAGAGUGUGCAGGACGCAGGCGGCCCCACUCUGAUGGGCAGGACCCUGACCCUCUUCUGCUCCAGCCCCUCCCCAGGCCCCUAUGCCCCCCCCCCCCCCACCCCACCACCAUGAUUUCACCCUCCCUCCUAUCCCCAGCCCCACUGGCAGAAUCAGCUUUGAGUAACUGUACAGUUUUUCUCGCUGUUGGAGAAGACUUACUUGUUGGAGUUUCACUUGUUUAAUGGUCUGGGCUUAUUUUGGAAAAAAAAAAAAACAAAAAAACAA